Molecule: messenger RNA, 695 nt
Organism: Miniopterus natalensis
Lineage: Eukaryota; Metazoa; Chordata; Mammalia; Chiroptera; Miniopteridae
Source: RefSeq, a predicted model, not a curated record
CGCGGGCAGGUGGCACUCAGCCCCCUCUCCCGCAGGUCCCAUGGCGCUUCCAGUGGGGAAGUCGGUGCUGGUGUCGUUUACCUUCUUGGCCAUCGCCUCGUGCUGCUUCGCUGCUUACCGCCCCAGUGAGACCCUGUGCGGCGGGGAGCUGGUGGACACCCUCCAGUUUGUCUGUGGGGACCGCGGCUUCUAUUUCAGCAGACCGGCCAGCCGAGCAAGCCGCCGCAGCAGCAGCAGCCGCGGCAUCGUGGAGGAGUGCUGCUUCCGCAGCUGCGACCUGGCCCUCCUGGAGACUUACUGUGCCACCCCCGCCAAGUCCGAGAGGGACGUGUCGACUCUCCCGACCGUGCUUCCGGACAACUUCCCCAGAUACCCCGUGGGCAAGUUUUUCCACUACGGCACCUGGAUGCAGUCCGCCCAACGCCUGCGCCGGGGCCUGCCUGCCCUCCUGCGGGUUGGCCGGGGUCACAUGCUGGCCAGGGAGUUGGAAGCCUUCAGGGAGGCCAAUCGUCAGCGGCCCCUGAAUGCCCUGUCCACGCACGACCCAGCUGCCCACGGGGGUGCCUCUCCAGAGGUGUCCAGCAAUUGGAAGUGAGCCAAAUUGUAAUUCUGCGGAAUGGCCCCACCCUCCUCCUGCGUCGCUCCUCUUGACCACAGACCUUUCCAUCAGGUCCUCCUCUGAAGCCUCUCUGCGC